Messenger RNA from Dreissena polymorpha, 1999 nucleotides. RefSeq lists its product as uncharacterized. The transcript has 2 exons. Gene Ontology annotation, molecular function: serine hydrolase activity. Lineage: Eukaryota; Metazoa; Mollusca; Bivalvia; Myida; Dreissenidae. The coding region runs from base 56 to 1153 and encodes 365 amino acids. The record is from RefSeq and is a predicted model, not a curated record.
AAAUAAGAAAUAUUUUGAGGGAACACGAAUACAUUCGCCGCAGAAUGCACAAGCAAUGUACGCUCAUGGUAGGUCACAUGACUUCAAAAUGGCGAAUGCUGAAAUAAAAAUUAAAUAUCUGUCAAGAUGUUUAAAUGUGUGCAAAAGAUUACAUGAAUUUAUACCAUCGUCCGCGAGAUCUUGUCACGAUGACGUCAUUUGUCCAGCGUCAUUCAUCGACGUGCGACGCUUCAAUGUAGCUUUACCGUCAACUGCGCUCAGUAGAGAAUCCUAUGUACAAGGACAACUUAAAAUGAAUAUAACAAGCAUAUCAACGGCAGAGAAUGGUCACACACACGAAAAACAUACCACAAAACCUUCUACACAACUGACUGGGGAAUUUCAAUUACGACAUGCAGACAAACAUAAGCGCUCAAAGACGGUUUUACUGCUGUUUGAUUUUUACAAGGCCUCUGAAAAAGCUAUAGCAAGUUACUGCAGUCUUUAUCAUGGGUACGGAUUUGACGUUUUGUACGUAAAAAGUCAUUUUAAGCACUUUGUAUGGCCAAAAAACUCCCAAACGCUGGCAUCGAAAUUGUUACAGCAUAUUCAAACCGAUGACUUCACAUACGAAAACAUUUUGGUGCAUGCGGCUUCAAUGGGUGCCUAUAACUUCGGUGUGAUUAUGGCGGAAAUGUACGAGAAACCGGAACUUCACGAAAAAGUGAGAAAGAAAAUCAAAGCCGUCGUUUACGACAGCCUUACAAUCGGGUCGCUAGAUAACAUGGCCAAGGGCGUUAGUCAAGGAACCCAGAACGUCGUGCUUCAAAAAAUUUUACCCAUACUGAUGCAUGCCUAUUUCUAUAUUACUUGGUCGCAAACCGUUGCACUGUACGAGCACUACAUCGCCGUGUUCAAGCAAAGACCUCUGGAAGUGCCAACAUUGAUGUUUACGUGUCGCAACGAUCCAAUGUCAGAUUAUCACGCUGUGGAAGAUCUGGUGGAGUUGUGGCAGUCGCAUUAUAAGUUUCCCCUCACCCAUCGGUGUUGGGAGAAAUCGAGGCACGCCGCACAUUUGCGAAUUCAUCGCGAGGAGUAUGUGCGUGAUUUGGAUACCUUCUUGUCCAGUGUUCCUGAUCUUGAUGUAAACAUAAAGCUUAAGGCAAAAAUGUGACGUUUUUAAUAAUAAUGAAAAAAUACGCGCACACAUUUGAAACCGUGUUGAUCACCAUUUCUCGUGUUUCUGAAAAUAUUAGAAAUUUCAUGCGCAAAUGUGAUGAACUGUGAGUACGUUCGUUGAAAACAUUUACGCACGAUUGAUAAAAGGUUUGAACCAGUGUUCUUAAUCUUUCACGAACGUGAAACUUAUAUCUAAAGUGUGAAUAACUUUAUAAAAUGUAAAUAUUAAUGAAUGUGGAAUCUGCUUUAGCACAGGUGGAAGUUUUAAGGAAUAGUUGUUGUUGGUAUUAACAUGGUGAUUUUACGUCCCCAAAACAGGAAUUUGUGUUGGUCAAGAAUGUCAAGUUUCCUCUCUUCCAUCGGUGUUUUUGAGAAAUUGAAGCAUGUGACAUUCUCGAAUUUAUAGCGAAAAAUGUUGGGUGCUGUUAGUUGGACUCUUUCUUGCCAAGUGUCCCUUGCCUGUCUAUGAACGUUAAACCUAAAAAAAAAAUGUGAGGGACUUUUCAAAGUUUGGGAUCUGGGAAAACAUGGCUUAAUGCAUGUGCGUUAAGGAAGUACAACUGUAAUGGGCAAUAUUCCAAAACCCAUUAAAUGUAUUAUUUUCAUUAACUUCAUACCAUAUGUGGUCUUAUUACAAAAUUUUAGGGUGGCUUUCCAUGCCAAAAAAAAUCGUGAUUUUUUUCUGUAUGAUGACCCAUAAUUUGAAUUUUCUUCUAAAUUAAAUUACCCCUGGGGAUAAAUAAAUUCAAUUGACUCAUAUUUUUUAGCAUUUUUUUAACAAUGUUUGUAUAUUUAGUACAGGAUAUGAUUGAAGAUGAUAAAAUAACUUAUUAAUACGAUU